Zasmidium cellare ATCC 36951 is the source of this 891-nucleotide messenger RNA. RefSeq lists its product as uncharacterized. NCBI's taxonomy places the organism in Eukaryota, Fungi, Ascomycota, Dothideomycetes, Mycosphaerellales, Mycosphaerellaceae. The coding region runs from base 1 to 891 and encodes 296 amino acids. The transcript has a single exon. The record is from RefSeq and is a predicted model, not a curated record.
AUGGCGACCCGAACAAUCGUCUUCGGUCCAACAGGUAACGUCGGCUCAAUUGUAGCCUGCACAGCCCAGAGACAUGGAGCAAAAGUCUUCCUCGCCAUGCGAGACACAAGCAAAUCCAUCCCCGGACUCAGCGCUAUCGAAGAAACAUCUGGUGGAUUCGAAAGAGUCACCGCCGACUUAACGAACCCAGAGAGCGUAUCCGCCGCCGUGAAACGGACAAGAGCUACAUCGGCCUUUAUGUACCUCGCUCAUCAAUCUCGCGAUCAUAUGCGAGCCACCUUGCACGCGUCCAAGGAUUCUGGUAUUAGGUUUAUAGUAUUCCUGAGCAGUUUUACGAUCAAUCGGCCAUUGGAAGAUAUACCCUCAAAUGAAAGGAUCCCCUGGAUCCACGCCCAAGUCGAGAAGAAUCUCGAGGAGAUCUACGGACCGAAGAACUACGUUGCUCUCAGAGCGGGUGCUUUCGCGACGAAUACACUUCGUUGGAGAGAUGGACUGCAAGCCGGCGAGGUGUUCCUCACGAGUCCGGAUACGAAGUUCGACUUCAUCACUGAUGUCGAUAUGGGCAGGGUUGGAGGGACGAUUCUAGCACAGGGACAACGUGAUACGCAGAACAUCGUGUAUUUGUAUGGCCCGAAGUUGGUCACUCAGAGGUAUGCGAUUGUUACGGUGGCGAAGGCGUUGGGGAGGGAGGUGGUUUGGGGUGAUGAGGAGGAUGGGAGUGGGAAGGCUGUGAGGGUUCGGCUUGGGGGGGAGGAGACGAGGGGGAGUUGGUGGGGGAAGGCUUAUGAUAAUCAUGAUGAGGGGGCGAGUAAUGUUGUCAAGUAUACGGGGGAGGCAGGAACUGGAUUUGGGGAGUGGGUGGAGGAGAAUGUUGAGAGGUAUAAGGCUUGA